GCCGAGUUCGCCGUUCUCAGGCAGCAACGAGACAACCCCAACGACGAUCUACUGACCCAAACUCCAACCCGCCCAACACAACCAACAACCAUGCCACCCAAAGGAAAAGCAAAGGCCGACCCCGUCCCGACCCUCGAGGAAGAUGACAUCGACAACAUGGACUUUGACCUGCCGGAGGAGGUGCUCCGCCGGCCACCACAACAGUCCGCCGUUGCCGUUUCCGCAUCCUCCUCCACCGGCUCGUUACCAUCAGGAGCGACUGAAGCCACUGCCGCUAUGCGGGAAGCUGUCAAAAGCUGGACAGUAGUCUACCCCAUUUACAUCUCCUCCGCCGGCCGCGCGCACCGCAAAAUCCCACUCAAAGAAUGCCCCACCGCAACCCCCUCCGCCGUCUACAUCGCCGAAUGCGUGCGCUUCCUCCGUCUCCCCGCCGCCAUCGAAGCCGACAAGCGGCACCCCGCCGACCCACUGGUCUUUGGCCGGAUCCGCGUGCAACUGCGCGACGACUCAACAAAGACGCCGCUGAAUGGGAAGAUCCGCACGAAACGGGAGCUGUUGAGGGAGAUUGCAAAGAUAUAUAAUGGGAUUGAGGAGAAGGUGAAUGCGAGCGAUCCGCAGGCAAGGGCGAUGGCCGCGGCGAGUCGGAGUGAGGUGUCGAGUAUCGUCGAGGAGAUGGUGAAGGAAAUCAAGGGAAAGGAGGCGACGGCGGGGCAGGGCGGUGGGUCGAAGAAGAAGAAGGGGAAGAAAUAGGGACGACAUUAGGUUUGAAGGGGUUGGUGGUGGAGAUGCGACACCAGCUGCGGACCUCUGUGGCUCUGGCCAGUCCUCCCUCCGAGUCGUACGCAUUCGCCACCGCAUCCCUCGUUCGUUAUCUGGGGAAUGCGCUUUGCAGGGCCCCUAUCUCCCAGGCAGCAGCAUCUCCCCCGCAUAUCGAGAUGGAUCUUUUCGCAUAGGGGAACUCUAGGGAGAUUGCAGCGUAUGGGAAGCGUCUUAGCUUUACGCAACCAAGCUCACUACUGUAUUGAUCGGCAGAUAGUGACGAAUAUACAAAUAUGCAUCCAACA
Molecule: messenger RNA, 1064 nt
Organism: Fimicolochytrium jonesii
Lineage: Eukaryota; Fungi; Chytridiomycota; Chytridiomycetes; Spizellomycetales; Powellomycetaceae
Exons: 2
Coding region: 91-750 (219 amino acids)
Biological process (GO): SRP-dependent cotranslational protein targeting to membrane; SRP-dependent cotranslational protein targeting to membrane, signal sequence recognition
Cellular component (GO): signal recognition particle, endoplasmic reticulum targeting
Molecular function (GO): 7S RNA binding
Source: RefSeq, a predicted model, not a curated record